Molecule: messenger RNA, 1578 nt
Organism: Cucurbita moschata (crookneck pumpkin)
Lineage: Eukaryota; Viridiplantae; Streptophyta; Magnoliopsida; Cucurbitales; Cucurbitaceae
Product: proline-rich receptor-like protein kinase PERK2
Exons: 5
Coding region: 240-1220 (326 amino acids)
Source: RefSeq, a predicted model, not a curated record
CUAUUCCAUGCAGAAAACAGGCAUUGAAACAGUACAAAAAGCUGUCCAUAAUAAAAAUGGCAAAGAUUUUCUCAGAUUCGAACCCCCUCACUCGCCAAGAAACUGAUGCCUCCUCUUCCCCCUCCUCCUCCUCCGCCCCCUCCUCCGCCUCCUAAUUCCCCUUCCCUUUAAACCUUUCAUUAUAUAAACCCCAUACACCACUAAGUUCCCGACCACCAAAACAUACAAACCCCCCUGAGAUGAAGAAAACUCCGGCCAAACGACAGCGUACUCCCCGGAGAGGACCAGGCGUGGCGGAGCUCGAGAAGAUUCUCAAGGAGCAACAAGCCCAAGACUCCAACACCCAAUUCCCACCCAUGUCCCCGCCGCCACCGCCGCCACCUCCCCCGCCGUCACAUCAAUUCCUAUCUCCAUCACCACCGCUACCUCUAACCCCAAUUCCAUUCCUACCACCCCGUGAGUUCCCUUCUCGCCCAAAUAUCUCGCCGUUCACUACUCUCCGUCCCCGCCCUCCGCCACCAAAAUCCGACACCCAAAUUAAUAUUCCGCCGCAGUUUGUACCCAAUUUCCAAUUCUCACCUCCCUCACUCAAUCGCCAAUUUUACAACAACCCAAUGGAAAAUUUCACUCCUGCCUCCGCCUCAUCCUCAUCGUGUCCGCCGGCAACGCCACCGCCGCCCAAUUGCUUUAAUCAAAUAGAGCAACCUUCAAGCCAAAAAUCUCCUGAUUUAAACCACCCAUGGACGACGCCGGAGGAACAAGAACAGAUUGUAAGUGGGAAAAGGACGAGACCCUUUCUUGAUGAAGCCCAUUGGGAUCCAAAUCUGUUCAAUAUUGCAAGGAAAAAGGGUUGUUCGUCGUCAUCGUCGUCGUCGUCUUCAUCCGAAAUGAAUCGCUCUGCAAUGUUUUUGGAUUCAAAUUUGAGUGGAAGCUAUCAAUUGGGUGAAGAUAGCAGCAGUUUAUUGGCAUUGAGAAGUUCAUCAACUCCAAAUCAAUUUGCACCAUUUCAUUUCCAAGAAACGAUGGAGACUUCAAUGCAUAGAGAUGGAGGAAGUGCAUCAAAUUACAACAAAAUUACAUUUGACACCUCCAAUGGAUCGAAGAUGAAGUCAAAGUCAAAGGGCAAAGAAGUAAAUGUGAUUGGUUCUCGAGCUGAGCCCAAACCUGAACCUGAAAAUGAGGACGAAAGAGAUGAUAUCGACCUGGAUUUGAAGCUCUAGUCGUCACGUUUUUUGUGAAAAAAAAAUAUGCACACAUAGCAAGUUGUUCUAGCAGUACCUGCGAUUGGCUCCCAAGGUAAAUCCAAAACCUGAACCCGAAAAUGCGGACGAAUGAGCUGACAUCUACCUUGAUUUGAAGCUCUACUCGUCACGUUUUUUGUAACGAAAAAAUAUGCACACAUAGAAAGUUGUUCUUGUAGUAAUUGUGAUUGGCUCCCAAGGUAAAUCCAAAACCUGAACCCGAAAAUGAGGAUGCAUGAGUUGACAUCGGCCCUGAUUUUAAGCUCUAGUUGUCAAGCUUUUUGUAACGAAGAAUAUGCACAGAUAGAAAGUUGUUCAGUACUCAAUUUCCGUUUUA